Suillus discolor is the source of this 705-nucleotide messenger RNA. RefSeq lists its product as uncharacterized. The coding region runs from base 1 to 705 and encodes 234 amino acids. The transcript has a single exon. Lineage: Eukaryota; Fungi; Basidiomycota; Agaricomycetes; Boletales; Suillaceae. The record is from RefSeq and is a predicted model, not a curated record.
AUGUCAACCAAUGCUCCAACUAUAACGCCUCAGCCCACCUUUUAUGGCAACUACAAAAAAGGUGAAGAACCGACCAACUGGAUGAGGAACUACCAGUUGUCCUUUCCAUCGUCUUAUUCGGAUGCCGAAAAGAUCACACAGUUUGAGUUGCAGUGUGCAGCCGCAAGUCCUGCAGAAGCGUGGUAUGCCACAUUAACGGGAGCAGAUACAGCCACAUGGAGCGCAUUCCUGACGGCCUUUCGAAAAUGUUGGCCACCUCCAAUACAGGUUACACUCACGGUAACACAGAAGAAGGAUCGCAUCCGAGCAAUAGUUCUAAAAGAGGAGGAAAUCGGCGUCAUGAUAGAGGAAGAUAGAGGAAGAGAGUGGGGGCACGUGAAAUGGGCAAAGACCAUAGCAAGAACGGCGCAGGGGUUCAACGACACACAGUGUCAUCUGCUUGACGUCAUCCUGGAAAACACACCAGAGGUAUUACGUGACUUCCUCGCAGACAAUUACUCCUCGUGGGCAGAUUUUGAGGCAGAUGUCGCCAAGAUAUCCACAUCCCAAUUGGACAGAGCGAAACAGCAGAUGGCCACAGAGAAGAAGCUUCGCAGCAAUGUAGAUAAGCUGCAGUCACAGGUCACUGACAACCACAGCAAAACGUCGAACCCGGUACCAAGUCAACAAGUCCAACAAGGCGCAUACACACCACCUGCAUAUUGA